Seminavis robusta is the source of this 3564-nucleotide messenger RNA. The record is from the annotation of a GenBank genome assembly. NCBI's taxonomy places the organism in Eukaryota, Bacillariophyta, Bacillariophyceae, Naviculales, Naviculaceae.
AUGUACCGAAGCAAAGCCAAGGGGCAUGGGAGCGAUGUGGACAAUAACAAGGCCAAGACGAGUCCUCCACCCAAGCUGAAUAAUGGAGGAAGCAAGGGCAAGAGACGAGGGCACAUGAUGGACUCUCCGCCCAUGACGGGGAUGGAGUACUUUAUCUACGUGUGUACCAUUCUGUUUGUCUGUGUCUUUGGAGUCAUGCAAGGAGUCUUUCUCUACAAGCUUCACGUCUACGAAGCGUCCUUUGAUGCCGAACAACAAACCAAGCCACCCGAAGAUGGCGCCACUAAUCCAGCAGUAGCACAGCAACAGCAACAGCAACAAUCACAACAAGUCGCCAUUUCCAGCAGUGGAAAUGUCUUGGAAUUUGUACCAAUUUCCAAUCGACAACGAAUGCUGCAAUUUGCCAAUGCUACACACAAACAAUACGAGUCGACGCCGGCAGGAAGUUGGCCACCACUGGAUGCACUGGUGGACACCAAGGAGAACAAGGUGAUUGGGAAUCCUCAGUUUUUGCUUGAUGUGGCCAUUCUCGGAUUUGAAAAGGCCGGCACGUAUACCAUGAAACUCAUUUUGAAUGGACACAAGGAAACCGAUGGAAAACUCGCCGAGAAUAUCGACCUCUAUAACAAUCAACCCCAUCAGUUUGUCAUUGGUCUCUACGAUCAUCAUCCCAAUCAAGACUUUGUCCGAUUCUAUGUCAACAAUUGGGAUAUCUAUCAACCCUGUAGUCUCAGAAAUAUACACACCUACUUUUCAGAAACCAAAUUCAUCAUUACCAUCAGACAUCCAGUCAGAUUUUUCGAAUCUGUCUACAAUGCCCGCAUUCAAAAUGUCCCGGAUCCCAACAAACCAAUACCCACGCCACACGAACGCAUUGGAUUUUGCCGCGUCCAUGACAAUUCCUGUUGUACCGAUCAUGCACAUCUCGCACUGUGGCUCUACAAACUUGGGAAAACUGUCAAUAUGCCACAAGGAUCCGAAAUUGAAGAAAUCAUCAAAAACACCCAUGCUUACGAAGCCAACGUGACGACAUUGCCAACCAAAAACAAGGUAUUCCUCGUCGAAACAUCGCAACUUGUCGAUCAAGAUUGGUUCCGACAAGAACAAUUGCUGCAAGAUCUACAAGCCUUUCUUGGAUUACAACAUCCCUUUACCAAUGGCAUUCCACCACCCCAUCCGGCCGCCCGCAAAUCCGAUCAAGACAUUCGUGACAAGCGCAAAAUUGAUAUCUGCCAUUCCGAAUAUGACAAUUUACGAGAAGAACUCAUGCAGGGAGCCCGAGAGAGUUCGAUAUGGUUGCGCGAACGAUUUCUUAAAUCCAAAGAUGUCUUUACCACGUCACCGGAAUUCUUGGAAAAGGCAUUACUCAGUUGGAUGGACGAUCCCUGUGACAAAAAAAUCCGAAAGGAUGAUUUGUUUGAUACCCGCACCAUUGAACAGGAAAUUCCCUUUGUGCCGUCCACUACGAAAAAGGCCGCGGUCCAGGUCUUUUCACCGGGAUCACUCAAGAAAUACGAUACCAGUGAAACCUGGCCGCCACUCGCUGCAGUCGUCAAUGGCGACCGAGAACUCAUUGCCGAUCCACAGUUUUUAUUGGAUUUUGCCAUUAUUGGAAUUGAAAAAUGUGGGACGUCGACGCUCAUGAAAUGGCUUGGAGGACAUUCGGAAGUACAGUGUUUUCAACAGGAAGAACCAAGUCUGUUUAUGAAUCAACCGGGGGUGUUGGCGAAACGAUUGUACAAGGUCUUUCCCGGUGAACAGUUCAAACGGGGAUACAAGAAUCCCAUUGAUCUCUUUCAGCCAUGUGUUUUGCGGAACUUUCAAGAAGUCUUUCCGGAAACCAAGUUGAUUUUGACGAUUCGUCAUCCGGUUCGUUAUUUCGAGUCGUUACACAACUUUCGCAUCCAGAAUCUACCGGAUCCAAAUGAUGAGUUUACACCUCCUCUGGAACGAAUCGGUAUCUGCAACCAAUACUCGCAGGGUCUCUGUACCGACCAUGCGCACUUUGCACUUUGGAUCUAUCGGUUGGGUAAAACUAUUGACAUGCCCAAGACAGAUAUUCAACGCAAAAUCAUUGACACUCAUCCAUGGGAAGCCAAUCACUACACUUACCCAUCCACCAACAAAGUAUUCCUAGUCGAAAUGUCACAGUUGCAAGACAAUGACCCCGAACGCACCGAAGCGCUGAAACAAGACUUGGCCACCUUUUUGGAACUCAAGCAUACGUUUGAUCAGGAGGCACCGCACUUUGUCCCUGGAAUGAAGUGGUCCGCCGAGUCCCAGGCGAUUCGAGACAGUCGUAAGAUUGACAUCUGCGAAGAUCAGUAUCGUCCCUUGCGAGCCGAGCUCAUGAAGGGUGCUAGAGAAACGUCUCUUUGGAUCACAACCUUUUUUUUGGCAUCGAAGGACGUCUUCAUUUCAUCACCCGAGUUCUUUGAUCAGGCAAUGAAGGCGUGGAUGAAUGACCCCUGCGAGGACGAGUCGCAGAAGGAUCCUCGGUCCAUGUCAAAUUGGCCUCGUCUCAACGCACUGGUCAAUGACGAUCUGAAGAUCAUUGGUGACCCGCAGUUCUUGCUAGACUUUGCCAUUAUCGGAGUUGAGAAAUGUGGAACGUCAACUCUGAUGGUGUGGCUUGGAGCGCAUCCCGAAGUGCAAUGCCCACAGGAAGAGAACUACAGCUUGAUGCACGAAACUCCGGGUCAGUUAGUCCAGGACAUGUAUGCGCAGGCACCAUACGAGGACUAUAAGCGUGGCUACAAGAACCCGUUGGAUCUGUUCUACCCAGGCUCCGCCAUGAAGUACAUUGAUCAGUACUUCCCCAAAACGAAACUCAUUGUUACUCUUCGUCAUCCUAUUCGCUACUUUGAGUCCCUCUACAACUUUAGGAUUCAAAAUCACAAUCAGGGUAACUGGAACCGAUCGCACAUUGCCACGCCGAUCGAGAGGAUUGGUCCUUGCGUUGGUCAAGCCGGUGAUGGGUGUACAGAGCAUGCUCACUUUGGACUGUGGCUCUACAGACUCGGGAAAACGCUCUCGCUCCCAGAGACAGAGACCGAAAAGAAGCUUUAUGAGAAACAUCCAGAUGGAACGAGAAAGGAAAAGCCCAAGGCAAUGCAGAACGAAGUUUUCUUGUGUGAAAUGACGCAAUUCGCUGACAAAGACCCUGUUCGAUCCGAGCGUCUCAAGAACGAUCUUCGGGAUUACCUUGGCCUCACCAAGAAUUUCAACUCGUCUGCUCCUCACAAAGUACCUGGCAAGAAGUGGACUCCGGAGAUCCAAGCAGUCAGAGAUAGCUUCAAAAUCGACAUUUGCGACGAAAAAUGGAUCAAACUGCGUGAGGCUCUGAUGCAGGGGGCUCGUGAAACGUCAUUGUGGAUUCGUGAGAGCUUUAUGAAGUCGCCGGAUGUGCAUUUUUCCUCUCCCGACUUUUUAAACAAAGCCUUUGAGAAUUGGAUGGAUGACCCAUGUGAUAACGAAGAAGAAAACUUGAAAUACCGAGAAAAUCUUGCCAAGGAAAGAGGAGAGGGCGUGCGGGAGGAGGUUGCUCAUUUCAAGUGGGGUUGA